This is a messenger RNA of Pecten maximus, 2328 nucleotides long. Its product is annotated as asparagine synthetase [glutamine-hydrolyzing]-like. Bases 281 to 1930 code for a protein of 549 amino acids. Gene Ontology annotation, molecular function: asparagine synthase (glutamine-hydrolyzing) activity. The record is from RefSeq and is a predicted model, not a curated record. Gene Ontology annotation, cellular component: cytosol. The transcript has 10 exons. Lineage: Eukaryota; Metazoa; Mollusca; Bivalvia; Pectinida; Pectinidae.
AGCAGUACAACUCAUUUUCGAUAUCUAAAUGUAGACCUAUUGUAUAGAAAACUGUCAACAAGUAUGAUAUAUGACAUAAAUGGUAUCUAUAUAGCUUGUUUUUUGUAUUGCAUCAGUUCGACAUCGGGUUGCAUCAUCACUGGGGCUUAGUAUAAAACAUCUGUAGAGAAGUUUCAUCAUCAGUUAGACGGUAAACAGCUGAUCGAGGAGACCCGCGAAAAUCAGUGUACAGUGUUCACGUUUUCUGUGGAGUUCGAGUUACAGAAAUCCAGUUUUCAGGAUGUGUGGUAUAUGGGCAGUAUUCGGUAGUGAUGACGACAUAGCAGAUCAAUGCAAUGCCGCACACAAAAUUGGUCACAGAGGUCCAGAUGCAUUCCGGAUAGAAAGUAUCAACCAUUUCCCUUCGUGUUGUCUCGGAUUUCACAGACUCGCAAUUGUAGAUGAUUUACAAGGAAUGCAACCUAUGCGAGUGUUCAAGUAUCCGCAUAUAUGGCUGAUAUACAACGGAGAAAUCUACAACCAUAAACUGAUACAAGAGCAGUUUGACUUCCAUUACGCCACUCAAUGUGACGGAGAGUCCAUUAUCCACCUAUACGCCCAGGGCGGGAUAGAGUUCGCGGCCAGUCAUUUGGACGGAGUGUUUGCCUUCUGUCUCCUAGAUGCAGCCAACAGGAAGGUCUAUCUGGGUAGAGACACAUUCGGGGUCAGGCCAUCUUUCCGACUAACUACCGAGAGUGGUUUUCUCGCCGUAUGCUCGGAGGUGAAAGGUUUGAUGUCAAUGAAAGGUGAUAAGUCAAAAGCUACUCUCGAACCAUUCCCACCGGGACACGUGGAGACAUACGGUCUGGACUCAACAGGGCGAGCAACGUUUAUAGAGCGGACGAGGUUUCAUAAGAUUGGAGAUGCCCCAGAAUAUAAAACGUUGGCUAACCCUAUAGAUAACGAUAUCAAGGCCAGUAUAAGAAGCCUGUUUGAGGGAGCAGUAAGUAAGAGGAUGAUGGCUGACCGUCGUAUAGGAUGUCUUCUCUCAGGAGGCCUAGAUUCUAGUUUGGUGGCAGCAACUUUAGUAAAAUUAGCGAAAGAGCGAGAUAUACCAUAUCCUGUCCAAACAUUCUCUAUCGGCAUGGAGGGGAGUCCCGAUCUACGAGCUGCUAGAAAGGUUGCUAAGCAUCUUGAUACAGAACACCAUGAGAUAGUAUUUACGCCAGAGGAAGGAAUCGCCGCCAUUGAAGACGUCAUUUACCACCUAGAGAGCUAUGACAUCACUUCCGUUAGGGCGUCUGUCGGGAUGUACCUUGUUAGUAAGUACGUCAAACAAAAGACCGAUACGACAGUGAUUCUGUCUGGAGAGGGAGCAGAUGAGAUUGCCCAGGGGUACAUAUACUUUCACAAAGCGCCCUCUUCUCAGGACGGGGAUGAGGAAAGCAAACGUCUAUGUAAAGACUUGUAUAUGUAUGACGUUCUCAGGGGCGACAGGACAACGUCGGCAUGGGGACUGGAGAUACGUGUGCCUUUCUUAGACCACCGGUUCAGCAGUUUUUAUCUCUCACUAGACCCUAAAUUGAAGUCGCCCAAAAAUGGCAGAGAGAAACAUUUGUUGCGAUCUGCCUUCGAUAGCACUGGUUUGCUCCCAGCAGAAAUCUUGUGGCGACCGAAAGAGGCCUUCAGUGAUGGCGUGUCCAGUCAGACCAGGUCUUGGUACGAAGUCCUGCAAGAUUUUGUUGACGAACAGAUCAACGACACAGAAUUAGAAGAGUGUAGUCAAUGUUACCCCCACAACCCUCCCAGCAGUAAAGAAGCCUUAUACUACCGACAGAUAUUUGAGAAGUUUUAUUCGGGUCAGGGUCAUUUGAUCCCCUAUUACUGGAUGCCAAAGUGGUCAACGUCUUCGGAUCCUUCUGCCAGGACACUCAAACACUACAAACAAUAAAAUGUCUAGUUAGUUAUCGAGAUAACUGUUCUGUACAGAAUAUAGAAUAAAGAAUAUACGCGGUCAAUAUGUAAAUUAUGUCAAUUUUAUGUGCACAUUUUUUUGAAAUAUUUGUUACAAUAUUUAACCGGAUUCUAUUAAAUGGAAAAGAAGGGAGGUGAUAUUUUGAAUAUGAAUCUCAGACUGGACGCUUUUCCUCAGCAGUAUUAUACUUAUUUUGCGUUAUUAUUUAAUGUGUAUCUAUACAUCUGUAUUUUAUGGAAUAUAUGAUUAAAUAUUGUGUUAUACUAAAUUGUUUUUGACCAAAAUAUUUUCAUUGUUAUACCACUCACCGAUUUUUAAUUGUAUUCCCAUCCGAUCGUACCUCAUCAGGACAAUAAAAUAUGAAAUAAGUGAAA